Metarhizium album ARSEF 1941 is the source of this 1050-nucleotide messenger RNA. Its product is annotated as 1-aminocyclopropane-1-carboxylate deaminase. Gene Ontology annotation, biological process: amine catabolic process. Lineage: Eukaryota; Fungi; Ascomycota; Sordariomycetes; Hypocreales; Clavicipitaceae. The transcript is spliced from 2 exons. The record is from RefSeq and is a predicted model, not a curated record. The coding region runs from base 1 to 1050 and encodes 349 amino acids. Gene Ontology annotation, molecular function: D-cysteine desulfhydrase activity; pyridoxal phosphate binding; 1-aminocyclopropane-1-carboxylate deaminase activity.
AUGGCCGACUUCACCUUGCCCGAGCCCUUUGCCAGCAUCCCGCGAGAGUCCUUCCUCUUCGGCCCCUCGCCAGUCCAGCAUCUGCCACGCAUGUCCAAGGAACUCGGGGGAAGAGUCAACAUCUACGCAAAGAGGGAGGACUGCAACUCUGGCCUCGCAUACGGCGGGAACAAGACGCGCAAACUCGAAUAUCUCGCCUCGGAGGCCCUGGCCCAAGGCUGCGACACCCUCGUGUCCAUAGGAGGCGUCCAGUCAAACCACACCCGCCAAGUAGCGGCCGUCGCCGCCAAGCUCGGCCUCCGGGCCGCCACGAUCCAGGAACACUGGGUUGACUGGCAAGACGCCGGCUACGACAAGGUGGGCAACAUCCAGCUGUCGCGGCUCAUGGGCGCCGACGUGCGCCUCGACCCGUCCGCCUUUGGCAUCGAGCACAAAACCACGCUGGCCAAGCUGACGGCCGACAUCGAGGCGGCCGGCGGCAAGCCCUACUACAUCCCGGCCGGGGCAUCCGACCACGCCCUCGGCGGCCUCGGCUUCGCCCGCUGGGCCUUCGAGGUGGAAGCCCAAGAGCGCCAGAUGGGCGUCUUCUUCGACACCGUCGUCGUCUGCGCCGUCACCGGCUCGACCCUCGCCGGCAUGGUCGCCGGCUUCAAGCUCGCCGAGAAGACGCGCCGCCGCCCCCGGCCGCGCGCCGUCAUCGGCAUCGACGCCUCGGGCAGGCCCGGCGACACCUCGGCCCAGGUCCUGCGCAUCGCCAGGUCCACCGCCGCCAGGAUCGGCCUGUCCGAGGACGACGUCACGGAGCGCGACGUCGUCCUGAACAGCGACUACAACGCCGGCGUCUACGGCGUGCCCGACGAGACCACCCUCGACGCCAUCAGGUUUGGCGCCCGCACCGAGGCCUUCAUCACCGACCCCGUCUACGAGGGCAAGAGCCUGGCCGGCAUGAUGGGGCUCAUCCGGUCCGGCGAAAUUUCCGGCGGCAACGUGCUCUACGCCCAUCUCGGCGGACAGUUGGCCCUCAACGCCUACUCUGAGCUUGGCCUGUAG